AAUGUGGAAAAACGUAAUUUUGUCCUCCUUUCACUGGAUUUCUACAGCAGUAUCCAUUUUAUAUGUGUAAACAACAGUUUGCAUUAAUUUGGCUAUCCUAUUAAAGCUAUAUGGGGGCAUUCUUCACGGUUGAAUGCUUCAGGAAGCCGUCGACUGUCGAAGAAGGCGGAAGUGGUGGAAGGGACAGGUUUCACUCGUGAAGUGGGUCUUUGCUCCAUCGAGCAAGUUGCUGGGCCAUCAAAACAAACACAACCCACAUUCACAGAGGCUAAUGUCAGCUCAGGCGACCACUGGUCGAUAUCUGCCUGCUGUUUCACCAUGCUACUGAAAUCAUGCUGCAUUUACACCAUCGGAGUUUUUUCUAUACUAAUUUUGAUCUCGGGUAUUGUUUUGGUCUUGUCGGACGUGUUUCCACACAUUGUACAGUCGCUGGUUAAGAAGGAAGUAGUUUUGAAGAAUGGAACUCUGGCGUUUGAGGCCUGGGAGAAUCCACCAGCCCCCAUUUACAUGCAGUUUUACUUCUUUAAUCUGACCAAUCCCAUGGAGGUGCUGGAUGGAGACAGGCCUGCAGUAGUGGAAAUUGGACCCUAUACUUACAGAGAGUACCGGCCUAUGGAGCAAGUGAAUUUCCAAGAAAAUGGUACUAAAGUGUCAGCUGUCAACACUAAGACCUACAUAUUCCAGCCUAACAUGUCCCGAGGUCCUGAGAGUGACCUCAUCAGGACAGUCAACAUCCCUUUUAUGACGGUGAUGGAGAAGUUCAAGGACAACUUCAUCGUGGCCAAUUUGAUCUCCUCCUACAUGACGGGCACAGACCAAGGCCUGUUUGUCACCCACACUGUGGGAGAGCUGCUGUGGGGAUAUGAAGACGGCCUGCUCAAAGCCCUCAGAACUGUCCAACCUGACCUGGAUGAUGUCUUUGGACUCUUCUAUAAGACAAACGCCUCCAACGACGGGGAAUACGUGUUCUUCACCGGACAGGAAAACUAUAAAGACUUUGCUAGAGUGGAUACGUGGAACGGUCAAAGCUCGCUGGAUUGGUGGACGUCUGAUGAGUGCAAUAUGAUCAAUGGAACCAAUGGUGCUUUUUUCCAUUCGGUCAUCGCUAAGAAUGAGACGCUCUACAUGUUCUCCUCCGACCUGUGCAGGUCUCUGUACGCUGUGUACGCGGAGGAUGUGAACGUGAAGGGGAUCCCUGGGUAUCGCUUCAGUCCCCCGAGCGAGGUGUUUGCCAAUCUGACCGUGAACCCGGCCAAUGCGGGCUUCUGUGUCCCUGCAGGAAACUGCCUGGGCUCUGGCGUGCUGAAUGUCAGCGGAUGUAAACAAGGAGCUCCCAUCAUAAUGUCCUCACCACACUUCUACCAGGCAGAUGAGAAAUAUGUUCAAGAUGUAUUUGGGAUGAAACCGAGAAAGGAGCAGCACCAGACUACGAUUGAUAUCAAUCCGCUAACAGGAAUCGUCCUGCAGGCAGCAAAGCGGCUCCAGGUCAACGUCUAUGUCGAGAAACUCCCCAGCUUCAGUCAAACAGGAAACAUGAGGACAGUCAUCUUACCUGUGGUUUAUCUCAAUGAGAGCGUCCUCAUCGACGACGAGUCGGUAGCGAAGCUGCAGGCGAUUGUUACCAAGCAGAAUGUGGUGGUGAAUAUUCCGUUCAUGCUGAUUGGUCUCGGCAUCAUUCUGGGAGGAAUCUUCAUGUUCCUGAUGUGUCGACAGAAAAUCCCCGAGAGCACUGCUGCUGAGCGACAGCCCCUGCUCUCCUCAUAGCACCGAACAGGAUGUGAAAGGAGGAGCAUUGCCGUCUUUGCAGCAUAACACAAAACUUCAGUGGUUCAACAGUAUACAGUUUUACCCUUUAACCUCGCAAGUAACACUUUUCAUUAAUAACCAGAAUUUCACCUUUUAAUCUGUUUUCAAAAAAUGGUUUUAAGGAAGCUCAGUGAGGAGGGCGGUAUCCUCUCUUUGUGUUAUUUGUUACAAGGUUGGUGGUUUAAGGUCUGCCUUUCAAAUUCAAUUGUAAUGAUGCCGAAAUCCCUGUCAUUUUACUGUCAUUUUUAAUAGGCUAUAUUUUCUAUUUUUUCCCUUUUUAUAAAUAUGGGUUAACUAAUCAAAACCCCCACGAACUUAAGUGAUAAAAAGUGAAAACAAAACUUUCAUUAUUUGAUCAAAGUAUUUUCGUGUGAAAUGGAUGCUGAAUGUGCGAGUGUGUGGUUAUGAGAUGAACGGCUACAGAGCUGUAAUAGUAAUGAGGGAAUGUGUUUUUAGAGUUGGGCCAAUAGUCACUUUUUUAGCAUCAUCUGCUGAAGGUGUUGAGACACCACAAACAAGAAAGUUUAUACAUGUUUUAAAUUCUAUAUGUGAGGAGGAUUUCAUUUCUGUUGCUUAAAAUGUUUUGCUCCAAGAAAAAAGCUCUCAAGUCAUUUUAAUAACUGAGGCGUUGAAUGUUUUUUUUUUUUUUGUACAUUUCCUUUAGUCUGUUGGGUUGGCAUUUUUAGUGAAACUUUCCCAAACCAGGUAUUAUUGUAGCCUUCAGUGGAAAUCCAGUAAAUCAAUGUAUGCACGUACAGUUUAAAAUGUGGAAUAGCAUCCAAAUAGUACUAAUUCAACAGUAGCAGUAUAAAGGGAAGGUUUUUGCCUGAUGUGAAGUCUUACGAUGAUGUGAGGCAUAUUUUCUUUCUUUCCCCCCCCGUUUCCAAUAGUUUUCCAUUAAUGUGUGAUUUUUCUACUGACAUAAUGCUACAACCCAUCUAUGAAACAGCUGUAUGUUUCUCCCGCUAACCACUAGGAAUUGGUCAUUAUUGUCAAUGGUCUGCACUAUUAAACUGCAAGUAUAAAAUUAUUAUGACUUUAUUUAAAGUUUUUACCUGUUCUUAAAAUGUCAGUGAUUUUCUGCCCAUUACUAAACAGAAUGUCAAUAUAACGUGUCAGUUAUAUGCAGUUUGAAUAACCACCAUGUGACAACAUUACAUACUGUUCAUCUCGUGUCAAUGUUGCUGUAUUUGUUUUAUAUAUAUAUAUAUAUGUGAAAAAAGAAUAGUGUUUACACUACUGCAAAGAAAUAUCAAUAUGUAAUCAGUUUACACCCUCUCAAUAGGUCAUAUAUAUAACAAUUUGCACGUUGUCUUGUCAUUCACUACAACUCCAAUAAACCUGCCUCACAGUCUC
This is a messenger RNA of Acanthopagrus latus (yellowfin seabream), 3162 nucleotides long. RefSeq names its product scavenger receptor class B, member 2c (gene scarb2c). NCBI's taxonomy places the organism in Eukaryota, Metazoa, Chordata, Actinopteri, Spariformes, Sparidae. The transcript has 12 exons. Gene Ontology annotation, biological process: protein targeting to lysosome; receptor-mediated endocytosis. Gene Ontology annotation, molecular function: scavenger receptor activity. Bases 319 to 1764 code for a protein of 481 amino acids. Gene Ontology annotation, cellular component: lysosome; membrane; cytoplasm. The record is from RefSeq and is a predicted model, not a curated record.